This is a messenger RNA of Tachysurus fulvidraco (yellow catfish), 845 nucleotides long. Its product is annotated as transcriptional activator protein Pur-alpha-like. Bases 123 to 845 code for a protein of 240 amino acids. The record is from RefSeq and is a predicted model, not a curated record. NCBI's taxonomy places the organism in Eukaryota, Metazoa, Chordata, Actinopteri, Siluriformes, Bagridae. The transcript is spliced from 2 exons.
AUCAGCCCAUAUUUGCACAACUAUAAGCACAUUGUCAACCUCACACUUGUUGCAAAACUCUACACACAGUGAUUUGCAAAACACUAAACACACUUAACACACAUUACACACAAAAAUCUAUCAUGAAGUCACUUCCUUGCAAUACCAAAGCACUGACUGUCAAAUUACUGCAGCGUCCAACCAGUCGGUUCAACACAGUCAUCAGGUGUGUAAAUACUUGUUUGCUUAAUUGUAGACACACCAAUCAGGUGUAUAAGCACUAUAAAAAGCAGCAAGUUCAUCGGUCUUCAAGCACAAUGGAAAGAAUCAGAGAAAGAGUAAGACAACGAGGAGGAGGAGGAGGACGAGGAGGAAGAGGAGGAGGAGGAGGAAUCAACAGAGGAAGAGGAAGAGAUGAAGGCCAUGCUGGAGGAGGAAGAGGAGGAGGAGGAGGAGGAGGAGGAAUCAACAGAGGAAGAGAUGGAGGCCAUGCUGGAGGUAGAGGUAGAGGAAGAGGAAGAGGAAGACAAGAAGGUGCUCAAAGAGGACCGAAUCUGACAAAUGAGAUCCACACAACACUGGUUGACCACGUUGUCACCCACGGCCUGAGGCUGAGGGAGGCUGGACUGCAAGUACAGCCAAAUCUAAGCCGAUACACAGUGGCAAGUGUGAUAAGAACAUUUCGACUGGAAAAUAGGACUGAGGGUCAGGAACGACAAGGGGGAAGUCCUCCUGUGUUCACAGAACAGCAAGAGAGGGAGAUAGUAAACAUGGUUUUGGCCAACAAUGCUAUAACUGUCAGGGAGCACCCAGCUUCUUCUCCUGUGCACGCCCCGCCUGCGCGGAGCGCAUCACCAGCGUACUGA